CCUGGUUUGUUUCUUUGCUUUCAGGAUGUUUCCCAGACUGCUGUUGGGUUUCUUGUGGGGCGUCGUUGGCGCUUCGGCGGCUGAGAACAACUCCCAGCCGCUGCUGCUGGUGUCAUUUGACGGCUUUCGGGCCGACUACCUGCAGAGGUUUCCCAUGCCUAACCUGAAGCUCCUGUACAGCCAGGGGGUCCUGGUGGAGCAGCUCACUAACGUCUUCAUCACCAAGACGUUUCCUAACCACUACAGCCUGGUGACGGGGCUGUACGCAGAGUCCCACAACAUCCUGGCCAGCACCAUGUACGACCCCAUCAGCGGCAAGCACUUCAGCCUCCAGAACGACAGCGACCCCAUGUGGUGGAGCUCGGCGCAGCCCCUGUGGCUCACCGCUCAGGAGUCCGGCUACGAGACGGCGGCCGCCAUGUGGCCUGGCUCCGACGUUACCAACCGCACACCGACGCACUUCUUCCACUACGACCCCGAUGUGACGUUCCAGCAGCGCUUAGGGAACGUGACAAACUGGAUGUUAGGAGACGGGAAGCCGGGAGCCAUGUUUGCAGCUCUUUACUGGGAGGAGCCUGAUCGGUCGGGUCACACUUUUGGUCCUGAAAACAAAACAGCAAUGGCUAAAGCUCUAAAGGAGGUUGACGACAAUAUCGGGCUGCUGAUGGACGAGCUGAAGAGGACGGGCCUCUGGGGUCGCAUCAACCUCAUAGUGACCAGUGACCACGGCAUGGCGCAGUGCUCCGCCGAUCGCCUCAUACGGCUGGACGACUGCCUCCACCCCGACAACUAUACUCUGGUGGACCUGACGCCUGUCGCCGCGCUCCGCCCCAAAGAAGAUCCAGAGCGGGUCUUCAGCUUACUGAAUGAGUGCCAUCCUCACAUGAAGGCGUACAUGAAGAAAUCCAUCCCAGACGGUCUCCACUAUCGGAACAACCCUCGCAUCCAACCGAUCCUACUGAUCGCUGACGAAGGCUGGACCAUUGUGAGGCGGGGAAACAAGCUGCCAAGGCUAGGUGAUCAUGGGUAUUACAACUCCCUGCCAAGCAUGCAUCCCUUCCUGGCAGCGACGGGCCCCGGCUUCCGCCAAGGUGUCCAGAUGAAGAGCCUGCAGAGCGUAGAUAUUUACCCGCUCAUGUGCCGCCUGCUGGCGGUGCCGGCACAGCCCAACAACGGCUCUUUGACCAGCGCUCGGUGUCUGCUAGCUGGCGAGAGCUGCUGGGAAACCUCCGUGGUUAUCGGCCUGGUGGUGGGGGUCCUGCUGCUGCUCACUAUUAUCACUGUUCUUUUCCGGUGCAUGGGCUCCCGUCCAACCGCAGGCCCCAGGCCCUUCCAGAGGCUGGACUUUCUCUGUGACGAUGACGAACCCUUGGUUCCAUAAACCACCGAAAGCUCCGCUUCUGCUUUGCUUUCUUCUGUCAUGUGGUUGUUUCCCAACACAUACCCUCAGGUUUUGCUUCCACUUGCUACAGGUGGAGUAAAAGUAGCUGUUACCAUGGAUACUGUAUGUUUGAUUUUAAGUAAUGCGACACGCUUCAGAGAUUUUGAUGCUGUUGUUUAUGUGGCCGUUUUAAAACGUUUGUGAUUGUGAGCAUUUCCUUGUUUUUCAUUGUUUUGGCCAGCAGAGGGAGCCAGUAGUUCACGAUUAACCUUGUAUUUUAGGCUGAUUUGUCACACAGAUUGGUUCAAAAUACAUGAUUUUUUUAAAUUUUUUAUAUUGUCAUUCAAAGCGCAAUUUAAAGGUAAACCUAGUAUCGAUGACUACUAAUGGUUUUCUUAGGUGAAAUCAAAAUAAGGGAAGUUAUUACCAAAGAAGAUGGAGGUUUGGUUAUCUUAUGGGGACUAUUUUGCAGGGAUUAAAAACUGUGAACCGCUGCUGCUGAAAGUUCUGAAAACAGGUUGUUGAUAUUUUGUUUUUCAAAUCAGACAAAUCCACCAAAAAUGACCAAAACAUACAAUAAAAAUGAAUCACUGUGCUUAAAUUCAUUACUUUAACGUCAAGAUGUUUAAACAGCAAAGUGACGUUUUUUUACUCUUCUUCCAAAGUUAAAUAAGUAGCAUCCCUUAGAGGAUAGAUGAUUUAGUGGGUUUUUAAAACCUAACAUAAGACAAAGUAAUGCAAUCCUGGUUGUAAAAGUAA
Molecule: messenger RNA, 2140 nt
Organism: Cyprinodon tularosa
Lineage: Eukaryota; Metazoa; Chordata; Actinopteri; Cyprinodontiformes; Cyprinodontidae
Gene: enpp4
Product: ectonucleotide pyrophosphatase/phosphodiesterase 4
Exons: 7
Coding region: 26-1381 (451 amino acids)
Source: RefSeq, a predicted model, not a curated record